This is a messenger RNA of Sinocyclocheilus rhinocerous, 1961 nucleotides long. Its product is annotated as E3 ubiquitin-protein ligase rnf152-like. The record is from RefSeq and is a predicted model, not a curated record. NCBI's taxonomy places the organism in Eukaryota, Metazoa, Chordata, Actinopteri, Cypriniformes, Cyprinidae. Bases 816 to 1409 code for a protein of 197 amino acids. Gene Ontology annotation, molecular function: ubiquitin protein ligase activity. The transcript is spliced from 5 exons.
AGCCUUUGAAGAAGGCAGAGUGAAGUAUGACAGAUGAGGCUGCUCCGAACGCGAUGUUCACCGUUUGCAUAGAUGAAAACACCUCUCGAUAUACAAGUUUUCGAGACGUCGGACCGAAGAUUGACCCUCAGUGAAGCUUCCACCAUGGGAUUUGGGCGUUGUUUCACAUUUGAUCAUAUCUUGUUAGGCACAUCUAGUGUACCAAUCCCAUUGUAUUUCUUUAGUCAUGCACUUAAUCCUCAGUUGUUUUAAAGUAAAAGUAAAAAAAAAAAAAAUCCAGCCCGGGUAGAAAAUAUGCCAAGUGAAAGCCAGCUUGCUCAGCAUAAAAUGAAAGAUUGAUGCCAGUACAAAAGUGAGAACUCAAAGGACAUGUUCUCAAGGUGAUUGACGUGUAGUACCAGCACACUUCAUUUCGCCAGUUAUUUCAUCAUUAGAUGGGGAAGGAUAUUCCUGUGGACUGCUUUUAUUUCCAACUGUGCUCGUUUAAUAAUUUGACACCCUGCUUGGAUCUAUACUAAACCCAUGGACGUCUACUUCUAAGUCAAGCCUGACAAGAAUUUAGAUCCAGCUCACAGCUAGCGCAUAAUAAAUUAACCCUUCUGCCUGCAUGUGAAUGUGCCAAAACCUAUCCCCUGGAUUUAAUUCUUGACAGUCUGUUUUGAUGCAGCAUAUUUGUCUCGCUUUAAAGCACUUGUCUCGGAUUAAAGCACUGACGGCCCCAUCAACACAGAGUGGUUGACGGAGAAGUGCAUUGGCGAUACAAAUCAGCAAGAAUACGGUCAUUAAAGUAACCGAAGAGCCACGUUUUAAGGACGAUGGACACCUUGUCCCAGAACUCCAGGCUUGAGUGCCAAAUCUGUUUCAACUACUUCAGCCAAUGGCGCCGACCCAAACUCCUGCACUGCCAGCAUACCUGCUGCUCCGAGUGUCUGAGCCAGAUGCGGCUCAGCCAGAGAGAGCUUCGCUGUCCUUGGUGUCGUUGUGUGACACAGAUCCCUGGCGGACUUUCGGUCUCCCAUCUUCCAGACGACCCGGAAGUACUUUCCGUUAUCAGUCUGUCUCACUCCUCUGAGCACACUCCCAUCUUUAUACACUUACCCAACAGCGGCUGCUACCUGCUGCCCCUCCCUCUGGACACAGAUGAGGCGUUGCUUCCCGGACAACCAGCAUGCCGAUUUGGCCCUAAAAGCGUUGGGGUGUUAAACAUCUCUGAUGGCGGGAGCCUCGUGCUGGGGGGCGACACGGGUGAGGAGGGGAUGGAGGAGGAGGAGGUGGCGGUUAAGACCACAGCAUGGACGGGGGUUUGCACUGUGCUACUGGUGGCAUUCAUUUUGAUCUUUCUGCUGGGUAUUGUGUUGCAUAACAUGUCCUGCGUGUCCAAACGCUUCACUAUUAUUUCCUGCGGAUGAGACAGAGUCAUCAAAUUCACUUGUAAAGGACCAACCAAUAUGGCUCGGAAUCGCUUAUGUGAUUUCAGAUUUGAUUGUGAUUAUGUACAUCACAUAUCUCUGGUGACUAAUGUAUACGUUAGAUGAGCAGAAGGGAAUGAAAGAAUUCAAGGGCACAAUCUAUGCAAUUUGUGGUAUUUCAAAAGUCUGCGAAAGCCCUGAUUCGUUCAUUUGUAGGGAAUUUGUUAAAUUAAUGUGCAGAAAUGUCAUUAAAGUAUCUAGCAGCAUUGACUCCAUGUAUUUGCAUGUCUUGUAUGUACCUGAGGGAAAUUAACUUGGUCUCUAAUACUACAGUAGAGUUGUAUGCGUUAUUGACAGUCUGUAGGAGUUGUGCAGUUUGUGACUGAACACUAAAAUUGAGAAAUUAAUUUACAUAUUGCUACAUAGCUGCACUGCCUUUAAAUAAUGUUUAUAGCUGUGUGUUUUAAGGUGUUUCAUCAAAGUGGUUUCUUUAAAAUGCCACAAAUCAAAUGGUUUUUAUUGGUAACAAGCUGUUAUUUUUUAUUUUUUUUG